UCAGUCCAAAAUGGAGGAGCUAUCUGUCGAAGUGCUUGACGCGAACGGUGCAUAUUACAAGGCGGUGAUCAAGAACAUCCACGAUAAAGAGGUCACUGUAGGUUUUGAAAACAAUUGGAACCCGGAGAAACGUGUUCCGUUUUCUGAUGUCCGUCUUCCCCCUCCUCCAUCAGUGGAAGAGCCCAAGGAUCUAAAAGCUGGUGAUGAAGUAGAGGUAUUCUCACGAUCUUUUGAGGGAGAGCCAUGUGGCUGGUGGCAUGCCAAGAUUCAGAUGAUCAAAGGAGAGUUCUUUGUAAUAGAAUACCAUGGAUAUGAUGCAACAUACAAUGAGAUAGUACAGGGAGAUAGAUUGAGGCAGCCAAACACAGAACCAUGUCUUAGUGCGGAAACGUUUCACAAGGUGUCCAUAACAGUGCCAGCAGACAUCAGAGAAUAUGCUAGGGACACCAAACACCAUCAAGACUUUCUCAAGUCAACAGGCGCUUUUGCCAUCCUCUACAACGAAGACACAAGUUCUCUCCUAGUCUUUGGUAACUCUGCAUCCUUGGUGCGUCGUGCUGAACUCCUCAGCGACAUGCACUUCCGCAGCAUCCGAGAGAAGAUGCUGAUGAUGAGCCGUGCAGAAGAGGCAGCCCAGCAGCUUGAGGUCACCAAGUCCCAGAUGGAAGGAUGCGUGGAAGAGUUUAGCGUCAGUGAAGACCUGAUGGGGUUGGCCAUCGGGGCACACGGAGCCAAUAUCCAGAACGCACGACGGGUCAUCGGGGUCAAACGCAUUGAUUUGGAUGAGGAUACGUGCACGUUUAGAGUCUUUGGAGAGCUGGAUGCCAUUCGUCAAGCCAGGACUAUGCUGGAGUUCGGAGAAGAAGUGUGUGAUGUACCACGGAAUCUUAUAGGAAAAGUAAUUGGCAAAAACGGGCGUGUCAUCCAGGAGAUUGUGGACAAAUCGGGCGUGGUCAGAGUGAAGAUAAAGGGCGACAACGAGCGGGAUCAGUCGUCUGAUAUUGACAUCAUGGUACCGUUCAUGUUUGUUGGCACCAAAGAGAAUAUCGUCAAUGCCAGGAUUCUGCUGGAGUACCAUCUAGCGCAUCUUAAGGAUAUGGAAGAACUGCGAAUCCAGCGUCUUCAGAUUGACCAACAGCUGCGCAACUUCAAUGGGGGUUACAAUUCUGGACCCUACUUCCCCCCACCCAGAGAACGGGGCGAGAGGGGUUAUGGGUCGGAUUUCUCGGAGGAUGGCGGAAGUGGUAGAGGACGCAGGGGAAGAGGAAGGGGCAGAGGAGGCUCGAGGGGAGGGGGGCGAGGCGGACUGAGAGGGGGAAUGAACAGCGGUUACAGCUCUGGGCGUGGUCGUAGCACACCAGAGGAACUCGCCUCCGGUGAGGACGGGGCACGCUCCAGUGACUGGGCAGAGCAAGUUAGAGAAGAGAGGGAAGGCAACAAGCCCUUUGACCAUAAGUACGGUCCCUCAUCGUCAAGGGGCAUGUCCUCCAGGCCUCCUAGGGGAAUGUCCAGAGGAGGGUCCUCCAGAGGGGGGACUUCCAACAGAGGUCGCGGGAGGACGACACAAGGUCGCGGCAGAGGCAGAGGGGGUCAUGCAGAUGCACCCAGUACCGGUACCCCACCGUCAGAAACCGAUGAGGAAAGUUACCGUGACAACCGUCGCCGUAGACACGAUGAGGAAGACACCCUCCUUGAAGACACUACAGUUGACGAGGAUACAAAUAAUACAGAGAGAGAAGAUGAUUCAAAUAGACCGAAUAGACGUCGGCCCCGUAGACGCAAGAACAGAGGACGAGGGGGUACGAUGAAUGGCGAGGGUUUCCAUAGUGGAGCGGAUAACCACGACGACACCGACACGAGUAAGACAAACUCGCCCAUGCCCAGACGACGCUUCGGUGGCGGCACAGGAGACAAGGGUUAUUCACAGGGUAACAACGGAGCUAAAGGCAGCUCCAGGCCUGGGGAGUCAUCAGACAGCCCAGCAAUCAACGGUAACAGUAGCAAGUUUGUUAAUAAUAGUUCGGCACCGAGGGGCCCGUCCAACGGACCCAAGGAACAACGCGGACCUCGGAAUCGCCGACCAGCGAGUCAGAAUGGGCCGAUGAAAUCGGGCAGCGAUGACUCCACUGAGAGCAAGCCUGCUAUAAAGGCUGAGGUGAGCCCGGAUACCCCCCAGUUGGUUAAUGGUACGGCCUGAUUGCAGAGUUAGUUCAGUGUUAUGUAAUAUACAGGUUGGUGAUCUUUCUUUGGGUGAUACCAUUUUAUGUGAACACAAAAGGGGAGGCGGCAUGCAACUUAUCUGUGUUGAUUACUGGUGUGUGUUAAAAAGAUUUAAUAGGAUUGUGAGGAAACGUUUAAAAACAAUUCAAAAAAAGUAUGCCUUAUUAUUGUACUCCUUGUCAUACUGAAGAAGUAGAAGACAUUAUUAAGCUCCUUGUAUAAUAAAUCCCAGGGCCUUAAAACUGCAAACUUUAAUGUACAUGUAGUGUAAAAAAACUAAAACAAAACAAACAAGAUUUCAAAACUAAAAAAAAAAAAAAAAAAAAAGUGAAAAAUGAAAAAAUAAAAAUUGCUUGAGCCCCAUUAUUAUGCCAAAGUCAGAAUAUUUGUUUGUAUUCUUAACAACAAAAAACUUGUGUGACAUCGAUGAUUAGUUAUGACCUUGUUAAUAGUAAAUAGUUAGAACUCAGAAAUGUAGUUGGGGUUUCAUAGCGUUAUAAAAGGCAGUGUUAUGGUCUCGUGCAAUACAUUCAUAUAGAAGGUCAAGGUGCUCCAUGGAAUUUUUUUGUUUUUUUUCACCCGACAUUAGAGGGCGCUUUCAUACCCUAACAACUGCCAAGAGAGGGCGCUGUACUACGUGUACUUGGGACCACUGAUCUCUAUUAUGUGGUCAGUGCUUGGGACUGUGGACUGACCAUCUCUCUCAAAUGCUUCUUUUUGUAAUUAAUUUCAUGUGAGGCUUUUUUUCACAACAACGCUUCAACAACGCUUGUAAAAUAAUGCAUUUGAAACUUCUUUCAAUUGACUAUUACAAAAACAACUUUUUUGAUUAAACAAAAUUUUACCAUAAAAACGAAAAAAAUGUAUAAGAAAAGUAAUAAAAAUCAGUUAAGAUUAUUUUGCUUGUACAUGGACAACUCUUGUUGAUGUUUAUUCUAAUGUUACAUAACUAGAUUUUAUAUACAAAGGUAAUUUUUUUGUUUUGGUUAGUACUGUUUUUCAGGUGUGAUUAUUAAAAAGACCUGAUCGUUUCAUUGAAGGUGAAACAUGUAGUAUAACAGUACUUUAACUUUGACCCUUGACGCAGUGACAUUUUAGACUGAUUGAUAAUUCUACAUGUUAACGGUUGGUGUCGUAAAUUGCGUAAAAGUAACUUGCAGAGAAGUCUGGUUUAGACUUUGUUUUUCAACCAUCUGGGCCCAAUUUCAUGGCCCUGCUUACCGUAAGCAAAUAAUCGCCGCUUGUGGAAGCAGGGCCCAAUUUC
Messenger RNA from Asterias rubens (European starfish), 3484 nucleotides. RefSeq names its product fragile X mental retardation syndrome-related protein 1-like. The coding region runs from base 11 to 2197 and encodes 728 amino acids. Gene Ontology annotation, cellular component: dendritic spine; postsynaptic density; axon. Gene Ontology annotation, biological process: positive regulation of translation; regulation of dendrite morphogenesis; regulation of modification of synaptic structure. The transcript has 14 exons. The record is from RefSeq and is a predicted model, not a curated record. NCBI's taxonomy places the organism in Eukaryota, Metazoa, Echinodermata, Asteroidea, Forcipulatida, Asteriidae. Gene Ontology annotation, molecular function: protein homodimerization activity; translation regulator activity; mRNA 3'-UTR binding.